Messenger RNA from Coccinella septempunctata (seven-spotted ladybird), 717 nucleotides. RefSeq names its product 39S ribosomal protein L11, mitochondrial (gene mRpL11). The record is from RefSeq and is a predicted model, not a curated record. Gene Ontology annotation, biological process: translation. Gene Ontology annotation, cellular component: ribosome; mitochondrial large ribosomal subunit. Gene Ontology annotation, molecular function: large ribosomal subunit rRNA binding; structural constituent of ribosome. The transcript has 3 exons. The coding region runs from base 83 to 670 and encodes 195 amino acids. Lineage: Eukaryota; Metazoa; Arthropoda; Insecta; Coleoptera; Coccinellidae.
AUAUUCUGUGGUCAGCGCUAAAAAAUUAACCUUACCUUAAUCAGAGACCUCAAUUGAGAAAAUUUACAAACAAUACACGAAAAUGUCCAAAGCGGCUUCUAGAUUGAAAAAUAUGAAAAAAUCAGUUGAAAAAAUUAAGCACGGACAUAUAAGAACGAAUAUUCCAGCCGGAUUAGCAUCUGCUGGUCCACCUUUGGGUCCAGUACUUGGGCAGAGAGGAAUCAAUAUUGCUGCGUUUUGUAAAGAUUUUAAUGAGAAAACGAAAGAUAUCAAAGAAGGAAUACCAUUACCAACGAAAGUUUUUGUUAACCCUGAUCGUAGCUAUGAACUUAUUAUUCACAAACCUCCUGUAGUUUAUUAUUUGAAACAAGCUGCUGGAAUUCAGAAAGCCGCACUAAAAGGGGGAGAUGAAAUAGCUGGUAUGGUUACAUUGAAACAUGUUUACGAGAUAGCUAAAAUAAAACAGGAGGAUCCACCUCUACAGAUUAAGCCUCUUCAACAAAUUUGUGAAAUGAUAUGUGGAACAGCUAGGUCAUGUGGAAUUAAAGUUGUUAAAAGUUUAGAUGCCAAAGAAUAUAGUGAAUUUUUAGAGAAAAGGAAACAGUUUGUGGAGGAAGUUCAAAAAGAACUCCAAGAAAAGAAAGAAGUUAAAAUGUUGAGAACAGGAUAACUGGUAGAUACAUUCUAAUGUAGAGGUAAUAAAUUCAUUUACUCAAA